CAGUCCCGGUGAGGAGCCGAGCAGAACCUACCGGUCCCGUCGGAUGGAUCUGCGGGUUUUUAACGUCUUUAAUUAAACGUGUCGUGUUUUACGUCACCAGCCGUUUUAGUUCUAACAUUAAUCUGUGAGCACGAGGACUUAACGGCUCUUUAAACACUGUUCUACCCGGUCCUGGGUCGGAACCUUCACCGGUCCGUCUCGCCCCGCCGACAUGUCUCCACCAACAGACGGCUAUUAGCUCGUCCCGGAGCGGGUCUGGGAUUCUCUGGGUCGCGGUUCUGAUCGUGUCCCGGACCACAGGAGCAGAAUGCUGACCCGGGUCAGUGUGGUUCUGCUGUCCGUGUUCUGCGUGCUGAGCCGGGCCCAGCGUCUGGACCAGGACAGCUGGACGGACCGGGUCGCGUUGACCGAUGGUGUGUGUCGCUAUGGCAACAGUGUGGAGUGUUGCUGGGGCUGGAGACAGAUGGACCGGGGACGCUGUCAACCUCACUGUCAGCAGGGCUGUAAACACGGCGAGUGUGUCGGACCGGACCGAUGCAAAUGUCACCCAGGAUACACCGGCAAGGCCUGUAACCAAGAUCUGAACGAGUGCGGCGUGAAGCCUCGGCCCUGUAAGCAUCGCUGCAUGAACACGCCGGGCAGCUACAAGUGUUACUGCGCUGACGGAUACGCAGCGCAGCCAGACGGCAGCUGCAGGAACGCUCGCACCUGUUUCCAUGCCAACUGUCAGUACGGCUGUCAGGUCAUGAAGGGGGCGGUCCGAUGCACCUGUCCGUCGCCGGGGUUACGGCUGGGUCCGGACAGACGCACCUGCAUCGACAUCGACGAGUGUGUGUCGGGCGGCGGUGUGUGUCCUCGUCGCAGGAAGUGUGUGAACACGUUCGGGAGCUUCAUGUGUAAAUGUCACCUGGGCUUCAAACUCACCUACAUCAACGGACGGUACACCUGCAUCGAUAAGGACACUCGGCCGUUCUGUUCUCUGAAUCCAGCCUCUCCAAAGUGCAGGUGUAAGGACGGCAGCUGUGCAGCUGUCGUCAGGGUCACUCUGGAGCCACAGAAGCCCAGAACUACAACUCCUACCACCACCACGACUCCCACCACCACCACGACUCCCACCACCACAACUCCCACCACCACCACAACUCCCACUACAACCACCACCACCACAACUCCCACUACAACCACCACCACCACAACUCCCACCACCACAACAACUCCCACCACCACCACAACUCCCACCACCACAACUCCCACCACCACAACUCCCACUACAACCACCACCCCCACAACUCCCACCACCACCACUCCCACUACAACCACCACCACCACAACUCCCACUACAACCACCACCACCACAACUCCCACUACAACCACCACCACAACUCCCACCACCACCCCAACAACUACAUCUACAGCUCUGACUACUACUUCUGCUGCUGCUACGACAGCUCAGGCAACGACCACAUCAACUACUGCUCUGAUCACAACCACAACAGCAUCAACAACCCCCCCAGCUACAACUACAUCCACUACACUACCUCCUACUACAAUUACAACACUGGCUACUACAACUGAACUGGAUACUACGACUGCGACUCCUCCUCCAGUGACUACUACCAUCACUACGACAGUGGAACCCACCACGGCCUCCCUGCUGACGACCACCGUGAACAACCGGAUCAACAAGGACGUGACGCAGAGACAGAGAGGAGACGUGCACAUCCCUCGACAGCCUGGUCACAACCAGGUGUGGGAGUUUGACAUCGAGCUGGGAAACACAGCCGAGGCCUCCAGAGACGAUCCUGACGUGGCUGAGCUCCACUGUGCCUUCGAUGGCGGUCUGUGUGACUGGCUGUCGGACAGAGAAGGAGACCUGCACUGGGAGGUCGUCCACGCCGCUGCAGGCGGGCGGUACCUGUCCGUCCCGGAGCUGAAGGCGGGGCAGAGGAGUAUCCGCGGUGCUCGACUGGCCGUUCAGAUAGUCCCGCCCUGGAGUCACGGCGACCUGUGUUUCUCCUUCUCCCAUUGGCUGACGGGGCAUCACGUGGGCGUGCUGCAGCUGUUUGUCAGGAAGAGAGGACGGGACCAACGAUACGGCUCCGCCCUCUGGAGCAGGACAGGUGGACACGGUUGGAGACAGACACAGGUUACCCUGAUGACGCACACAGUGGACAAGGUGUUGUUGAAGGCCGAGCGGAGGAAAGGACGACGAGGACAGAUCGCUGUUGAUGAUGUCACGCUGAGACGGGGGGCAUGUCGAUGACAUCACAGCUGCCGCUUCUCCUCUGAGUGAACUCACGACAUCAGUUUGUUCUGUUUAAGAGACGAGGAGAUGAUUUAGUUUUUGUGACGGAAGGAAGGAAACACACACCUGCUCUGUGUGUGCGUGUGAGUGCGUGUGUGUGUGUGACUGUGUUCUCCUGUCUUGUUUUUGUUCUUGUUUGUAAAUAGUUUUUCUAUGACUACAUGAUUAAUAUUGUCUCAUAAACCUGAUUAUAUACACAGUAAUGAUGUGUGUGUGUGUGUGUGUGUGUGUGUGUGUGUGUGUGUGUGGUCCUCUCCCUCUGUAGAUGAGUCGCUGACUAACUUGUCAGAACUUUUGUAAUGUUUUAAUGAAAGCUCUUGUUUGUCUUCUUCAUGUCGUCUUUUAAAGAAACAGAAGAAGAAGAGACUGCAGUACUCGA
Molecule: messenger RNA, 2684 nt
Organism: Acanthopagrus latus (yellowfin seabream)
Lineage: Eukaryota; Metazoa; Chordata; Actinopteri; Spariformes; Sparidae
Product: nephronectin
Exons: 14
Coding region: 308-2263 (651 amino acids)
Cellular component (GO): membrane
Molecular function (GO): calcium ion binding
Source: RefSeq, a predicted model, not a curated record